Molecule: messenger RNA, 8569 nt
Organism: Corythoichthys intestinalis (scribbled pipefish)
Lineage: Eukaryota; Metazoa; Chordata; Actinopteri; Syngnathiformes; Syngnathidae
Gene: trappc12
Product: trafficking protein particle complex subunit 12
Exons: 12
Coding region: 269-2725 (818 amino acids)
Cellular component (GO): Golgi apparatus; TRAPP complex
Molecular function (GO): protein binding
Source: RefSeq, a predicted model, not a curated record
GCGAAUAGCAUCUGUCUCAGCUGUCUGGGCAGUAAGCGAUCGUGCCUGCAAACCAUCCAGAUGCAACAUGCAAAAGACUGGACUUUACACUUUUAUAUACAAGACACCUACACAAAUCACCUUUUUCUUACAGCAAUAAUUGUUCCAAUGAAAUGGAACAUACGAAUGUAACAAGAUUUUUGCUCAGUAACUACAACAGAUUACGUUAAAGGGAGAUGAUGCAUACCUGGAAUUCAAGACCAUAUAUUACGGAUUUGAAAAACAGUAAAUGGAUAGUGAGGAGGCGCCAGUCCAGCGGCCAGUCACGUUGGACAUCAUGGUGGAGGAUGUCACCCAGGAGACUCCAUCCCCAGAUCCUCCAGCACCAACGAACAGUCAGACACCUGCCAGAGAUGACAUCCUGGCACAGGUAGAGAGCAUUGACCUAGAAGGAGACUUUGCAACACCCCAGGGAGACAGCAGUGCUUCACCCUCAGAAAGUCCAAUGGACAGGGUCAAUGAGCAAAUGAUGGAGAGUGUCAUUAUUUCAGAUUCACCUAAUAACAGUGAGGAGGAUGAUGUUGCUCCCAUUGAUUUAUUCCUCGAUGGCGGAGAUCAUGAAGGAAGUGAUGGCGAAGUACAAGAGGGGAAUGAAAGCUUCAUAUCAUGUGACACUGACAACCAAACUGACUCAAUACAGAUUGUGACUGAGACUGUAAUUUCUGAUGUCCACCAAGAAGAAGAGUCGGAGAAACAAGAGACAAACUCAACGGAGCAAACUCAUUCAUCUCACGUUGACACGCUGAGUCUAUCAAGUCAAAAGUGUGAGGAAACAUUGUUUGAAAAGGGGUCAAAUCUUAAAGAUGAACCAGUGCCAGUGUGUACUGUAUUUAGCCAGGGUAAGCAGCCAAAUUCACUGAUACCUGAUGGUUUCCAGCCCACCCUCAUCAAGAGUCCCAGUUUUAGCAUGGGGACUGGAGUGGUGAGUGAUGAAGCAGUAACCCCCAGCAAGAUGACCAUUCCACUCGUAUGCCAGCCCAGCCCAAGCCUGAGCAAAUUCUUCAGUGACAAUGGACAGGCCAAUGCAGCCUCAGACUUUUUUGAUUCCUUCAUGGCCCCCUCCUCUUUCAUCUCAGUUUCCAACCCCAAUGCAGCGAUCCAUCCAUGCUCAACAGCAGCACCUGGAGCUACGGACCCCCACCAGUUUUCUUCUACUGCCACCUCCAGCACUACCCAAGGUGCACCCACCCCUAAUUCAGAACAUAUUUCUGCCGGUCCAGAAUUAACAGCCAAGCCUCAACUUCCUCCAUCGCAAACAUUACCAUCUCCAAGUCAUCCACCUUCCUCAGCUCCUGUCACUCAGCCACAGCCUUUCAACCAGCUUCAGGCUGUAUUUUCGGGAAGUGAUGAUGCAUUCGCAACAGCAUUGAACCUGAGCGAGGUGGACAGACGCCAUGAUGCAUGGCUGCCAUCUGAAGAAACAAGGAAGUCAUUGCUUUCCAUGGCCACACUGCAACAUAGCCCAUCGUAUGCAGAGAGCAAAAGACUCACAAUGCCAGGUCUCAAGUUUGACAACCUUCAGGGUGACGCUGUAAAAGAUUUAAUGCUUCGAUUCUUGGGCGAGCAAGCAGCCAUGAAACGACAAGUUCUCACUGCCAGCUCUGUGGAACAGUCCUUCCUGGGUCUCAAACAACUGAUUAGCAGUAAGAACUGGCGAGCUGCUGUUGAUUUGACAGGCCGUCUUUUGACAAGUCAUGGCCAGGGAUAUGGUAAAGCAGGACAGCUGACUUCCCAUACCACGAACUCACUCCAGCUUUGGUUUGUACGUUUGGCUCUUCUCACCAAGCUGAACCUCUUCCAAAAUGCAGAGCUGGAAUUUGAAUCUUUUGGUGAUCUGGAUCAGCCAGACCUCUUUUACGAGUAUUACCCAACUAUAUAUCCCGGGAGAAGAGGAUCCAUGGUGCCAUUCUCCAUGCGGUUACUGCAUGCAGAGCUUCCCCAGCACCUGGCUAAGCCCCAGGAGGCUCUGGACCGCCUGCACAAUCUCAAAACUGUCUGCCUCACAAUCGUGGAGAACUUGGAGAAAGGCUUGGCUGAGGAUGGCAGCAUGAUCACCUUAACAGAGGAAAAUAGGCAAGAAUCUCUGAAGCUGUGGAAAUCUCGUCUCAGUCGAGUCCUCUACUCCAUGGCCAACUGUCUACUGUUGAUGAAGGACUAUGUUUUGGCUGUAGAGGUUUAUCACUCAAUCAUCCAGUAUGAACCCCAGCAGAGAGCACAGCUGUUAAGUGGCAUAGGACGCCUCUUCUUGCAGAUUGGAGACAUUAAAACAGCUGAAAUGUAUUUCUGCGAUGUUGAGAAAACAUGCCAGAUUCCGGACAGCGAGCCCAGCCUCACAACAUGUGUGCUGAUGAACAGGGCAUUUGUCUACCUCAGUCAGAACAACUAUGCUGAAGCACAUGCAUCCUUUAUGGAAGUUUUAAAGAUGGAUCCAAAAAACCCUGUUGCCAACAACAACGCAGCAGUGUGCUUGCUGUACCUGGGCCGGCUCAAGGAGUCUCUGGGCAAACUUGAAGGCCUGGUGCAGCAGGACCCAGCCCUCUACCUCCACGAGAGCGUCCUCUUUAACCUGACCACUAUGUAUGAACUAGAAUCUUCACGAAGCACCCAAAAGAAGCAGGCACUGCUGGAGGCUGUAGCCUGCCGGGAAGGGGACAGCUUCAACACGCAAUGCCUCAAACUGGUUUGAAAAAACUAGAACUGGUGUAUGAGCACAUGUUCUACUGUACCCCUCCCAAAUGGGCCUUGUUCCUACAAGAAAAGUGACUGUUCAGUGCUAGGAUUGGGUUCUCAAAAGCAUAUGUACAUCGUCAAUGGCAUUACUUUCUUUCUACCCUAAGACAGAACAGCAUCUUUAGACAGAAUUGUGACUUUACAGUCAACUAAGAGAAAUGCUUUGUAAAAUGGGAAAUAUGUUAGUUGACCUUUUCUGUAUUUGAAGGCUUUUUUUCAUAUGGUGUUAUACCUGUUAAAACCUAAAUGUUCAAAUCAGUUUUUCCAGUGACACCUUGAAUUGACCUAGUUGGCAAAUCAAGAUUGGUUGGAAAAUUCAGCAAAAAUAUCAUUAAAGUAUCUAUGUAUGUAUGUUCUAAUUCAAUCAACUAGGCAUUAAAGUAACACUUCAGCUCGACUAGGGGUGUGCCAUCUUAGGCACCCCACGAUUCGAUUCCAUUGCGAUUCAGGGCGCUACGAUUUGGUUACUGAACGAAGAUCACGGUAUUGACGAUGAUCGCGGUUAUCGCGAUUAUCAAGACUGUCACGAUUAUCGAUGCACCAUACAUUACUAAUUAAUACAGUAACAAAUUCAUGUCCAUUAUUUAUUUAAAAUAUCCUAAUGAUUCAACAGGAACGAUGGAAACAUGCCCAUACAACAAAAAGCUGCCCUUAAGCUGCUUUUUUAUUUAAUUUUUUUUUUUUUUUUUUUUUUUUUUUUUUUUUUUUACAAAUAAGUACAAAAACAACCAUUUUAAAGGGAGUACUUAUUUCUCUCAACAAUACAAUCAAAUUUACACAGGUGGAAUCGUAAUCAAAUCGUCACGUGUCAAAUCACGAUGCAUGUAAUAAUCGAUUUUUUUGGAACUCCUCUAAGCUCUACCAUAUUUUGAUAAAGUUGUGGAGCACAGCGCGCAAGACUUUGUGUGGAAGGUCUUGCCCCAGGAUUCCACCAUGUGCACAACGGCUCCGCUCCACUGCUGCGUGGCGUGCGGCUCAAAAAACAAAAGCAUACAGCAUCAACCAGAUCUGAUCCACAUGAUUGAUUACGGAUAUUCCUCGCGUAACUGGACGAGAUUUUGUGAUACCUUGAAUGAGAUCAGGGUUGAAAAUACCCUAAAAAGCCAAGCAUUCACAAAACACAUCCCAGUUUUGUUUCAGCGACAUGCAUUUCAGUUGAGCAAAAUCUGUCAGUUCAUUCCAAAGAUUGAGGAUAAAUAAAGGAGAAGUAAAACGUUUAAAUCAUUUCUGCCGGACAGCUAUUGCUGUACUUACACUGAUGCUCUUUUCCCGUGAAGAAUAUUUUUAUUUUAAAAUCAACUGGAGCUUUUACUCUGUAGCUGCAUCAAUUUUCACUGUCACUCAUGCUGCAUUGCGCUGAAUUGAUGCGGUUUGGCUGCUGCGUGUCAAAAAUGGAACCCUUCCGUAACUGAUCCACCCACCGGAGCAGUUUCACAGCAAAGCCUCACGGCGAACCCAUUGGGUGGAAUCAUGCACGUUGAUUACUAUAAUGUUCAUGUAUUUCAUCUGGCUACCACGUUGAGCUGUGUGUGCAGUGUAAUUUAGCCUUUAUAGUAUGUUGCUAGUGGUUGGCCAAAAAGUACCAUGUUCUUCAGUUAAAGAUGUUCUUGGUUUUUAUUUGGUCAUUUAGCUGAUGAAUUUGUUUGAGUACAUUUUUAGAAGGUUUAUGAGUUUACUGUACAUGGAUGAGUUCCAUGCAUUACAUGAAGGACAGAGUACAGUAAUUGCACCACACUAGUUCAGACCAUUGAUGCUAAGCCAGCUGACUUCGUCCAUAAUUAUGUCUAUGGCUGGAGGCGGUGCUAUGUUAUAGCCCAGUGGUCAUAUGAUCAGAAGCCUGAAAACAAGCACCAGCGUCAAUUGUGAUCAGUAUAUGGCGGAAAACACUCAAUUGACUUGAACUUCCGCAUAAGACCCCCAAUUUGGCCAACUUUCAAAAUUGUUUGAUAUGCAUGUGUGGUACAUCAUUGGAAAGCUUAAAAUCUCAAUUUUCUGUGGGAAGAAAUUUUUUUGAACAGGAGGGCAUUUAAAAAAAAAAAAAAAAAAAAAAAAUGUUUUUUAAACUACAAAACACUAUCUGGAGGCGAGAGCACACGAGAGCAGAAUUACAGACGCCAUGACUUUAACGGGAUAUUAUCGCGUACUUACCUUGUUUCGAUCCAAAAACUCCAUGUAGCAUUGAGUGUCAAGACACAGCUGUGAAUGGCCACAGCUAGAUUUUUGGGGAAUUUUAUGGGUGAAACAUGGUAAUAUAACAAGGGUCGCGAUGCAGAAAUCGCAGACAUCAAGGAGUGGUCGAGAUUUUCAUAUACAGUAUUUACCCUUUUAAUUUUUUUUUUUUUAUCUCUGUUUGGAUCAGUUAUUUAUCAUCUAACAUAUCGGAGAAAUGCGACAGUAACCAAAAAAAAAAAAAAAAAGCGAGUUUUUUUUUUAAACAUGAAAUAUGAUACAUCAAUGAUUCUAAGCUAAAAACGACAGACAUUUGAAUAAUAUAAUUACCUUCGUUUUAUGGCUGGGUUGAAACAAAAGCGGUUGCGCGACGUCUGUAAACGGGGGUUUUCAGGGUAAAACGGUCAAAUUAAAAAUAGUUUGGGGGCUGAAUGCGCCAUGAAUCUGCUAUGGCAGCAUAUAGACAUAUUGUUCUAUCAAAUACAACAGUUCUUUUGGUUUAAAUUACAGCAGUUUAUUUUAAAGAGGGGCGCAAGACCAGAAACUGCUUUUUCAGCCUUGUCUGUGUUUUCCGCCAUAUAUCAAAGACAGUCCAGGUUUUUUCCACCUUAAAUUGGUUAAUAAAUAUUAGCCUCAGUAGAGAGGCUAUAGAAACCAACAAAGUGGCCCAAUGUCUAGUUUCCUGUUCUCAUGUAUUUGAUUUCCUCUUUAUAAUGUUUGAAGCAAACAUUAUUACAUUUCAAGAAAUACACCAUCUUUAAUAGGUCCAAUACGAGGCCUCCAUUUUUUUCAAAGUUUUAAUAGCUGCCCUGCCUCCCCCAAGUUCUGGAACGCUGUCCCUACAAAAUGUUAAAGGACUGCAACAAACAGAUCGUUUUUCUUUUAGUCAGUUGUUGUUCAGUUUUCAAGACGGGCAUUAUACUGAGAUGAUACUCACUAUGCUUCAAGUCUAAUGAGCUUGCACUGCUUGGGUCCUUUUGAAACUUUUCCUCUAAGCACACACCCAUAAUACUGUACUGGAUUAACUGUCUAAUGGCACUCCAAUUGUACAAUAUAAAUAAUCUACUGCAAUUAAUUGUAAAAUACCCUGAGUGUAAUCCUGCGGGUGAAUGUGGUGGGAGUUGGGAGCAGACCUGAAAAAUUAUACACUCCUGUUCAAAUGCCAGAUUGUUAUGAUGCACAGUUGUAUUCUGGUCCAGAACUCCUUUGUGGUGCUGUCUGUUGCUAUUCAAUAUUUUUGGUGGUUAUAACAAAUACAUAGUUUAUUUUCAAUGUGUGUCAUCUAUUGGCAAAAGAGGGGAAAACAUGUACAGAAUUUAUCAAAUGAAAUCAGGAUUCAAAAUAUUGAUCUCUAAAAUUUAACUUUUAACCUGUAUACAUUUUUUAAAAUACAUAUGGUUAAGUGGUUAAUCUUGGGAUUUAUCGGUGAAAAAAACCUGGCAUUGUAACAGGGGUGUGUAGACUAUAUGCUGUUUGUAUGUAUAUACAUAAAUUAAAAGAUAUCAAAAUAAUUUUAUUAUCAUUAUUGCAUUCUGAAAAGAACAUGAUGAUUCAAUGUUACUGUUUCCACAUUGUACUGAUCAUAAUUAAGGAAUGUCUUAACCUUUUAAUUUAAAAAAAAAAAAAAAGUAAAGUAAACUAGACCUAUGCAAACAAUUCUUAGAGUGACUACAAUGAUUCGUGGGGGGGGAAUAUGCAUUGCAUGUACCGUACAUAUGAAUAUGUUGCUUCAAUAUUAUGACAAACAUGAAGUACAUUAUGAAACAAAACUACUGCAGGGUUGUGUUGGAAAGUUUCCAGUAAAAAUUCUCUUGCAUUAAGUUAUGGCACAGAUGCUUUGAUUUCAACCUACAUUGAUUUUAUUUAUUUUUUAGCAUUUCUGCAGGGAAGCCAUAUAUUUCUUUCGAAUCUCAUAGUCAUCUGCUGGCCUGUUGUAGGCUUUCCACACUGGUUCCCCGACGAACAGCCUCAUAGCCUUAGUGUAAUUCUAUGGAGAAAAAAAAAUACAAUUAGUGAUUGGGAUUUUCUAGAUGUGGUUUCACUUCAAGGUGUACUGGCACUCAAAGACAAAAAAAUGAACCAUUCAAUUAGGGCUGCAGCUAUCGAUUAUUUUAGUAGUCGAUUAAUCGAUUAACUAUUUAGUUCGAAUAAUCGAGUAAUCGGGUAAGGACCAUAAAAAAUUCAAAUACUUGAGCUGAGCUUGAGUUGGCUAACUUACAUAGCAAAAGUCCGCUAGCUUAAAUGCUAUAAAAUGCUAACGUUUUUUUACAAUGCUCUUAACGAAUGGUUCAGACACAUAUUCCCACAAAAAAUGGUUAAAUAUACCAAUAAACUAAAUUACGAAAUCAUUAAAAAAAAACAUUAGCUCAAACAAAAACUUAGCUUAUGUCGGUCUUAAUAGGGAGCAGAUGGAUUCAGCCACGUGAAAUGAGGUAGACUAGAGGGCAGUGUAUCCACCCAAAUCAAUCAAACUAAAUGCAUACACUUUCAAAACAAACCAUUACAACGCCACUUUAAUUAAACGAAUACUCGAAGCAGCCAAAUUUAUUUUGAAUCUUUUUUUUCUAAUCGAAUACUCGAGUUAAUCGAUUAAUCGUUGCAGCCCUACUUCAAUGCGGUAUAAAGAUUUUAUUGAACCAUGAUUGCUGAAAGUAGGAAGGAAAAAUUUAUUGCAUACUUGAAAUGUUUAUACCUCAAUAUACAGUGCUGGCCAAAAGUAUUGGCACCCCUGCAAUUCUGUCAGAUAAUGCUCAAUUUCUGCCGGGACAUGAUUGCAAUUACAAAUGCUUUGGUAGUAAUAUCUUCAUUUAUUUUGCUUGCAAUGAAAAAAAAAAAAAAAACGAGAGUCCAAAAAAAAAAAAAAAAAAAAUCAUUAUCAUUUUACACAAAACUCCAAAAAUGGGCCGGACAAAAGUAUGACACCCUUUGAAAAAACGUGAUGCUUCUCUAAUUUGCGUAAUUGACAGCACCUGUUACUAACCUGUGGCACAUAACAGGGGGUGGCAAUAACAACUCUUGCAGCCAGUUAAAAUGGAUUAAAGUUGACUCAACCUCUGUCCUGUAUCACAUUGAGCAUAGAGACAAGAAAGAAGACCAAAGAACUUGAGAAGCAAAACUGUGACGAAGCAUGGGCACUCUCAAGGCUACAAGUCCAUCUCCAAAGACCUGAAUGUUCCUGUGUCUACCGUUCGAAGUGUCAUCAAUAAGUGUAAAGCCCAUGGCACUGUGGCUAACCUCCCUAGAUGUGGAUGGAAAAGAAAAAUUGAUGAGAGAUUUCGACGAAAGAUUGUGUGGAUGGUGGAUAAAGAACCUUGACUAACAUCCAAACAAGUUCAAGCUGUCCUGCAGUCCGAAGGCACAACAGUGUCAACCCGUACUAUCUGUCUGUGUCUGAAUGAAAAGGGACUCUAUGGUAAGAUACCCAGGAGGACCCCACUUCUGACCCAGAGACUUAAAAAGCCAGGCUUGAGUUUGCCUUAACCUGAGAAACGCAAAAACGUUUUGGAAGAAUGUUCUCCGGUCAGAUGAGACAAAAGUAGAGCUUUUUGGGAAAAGGCAUCAACAUAAAGUUUACAGGAAAAAAACGAGGCCUUCUAAGAAAAGAACACUGUCCCCACAGUCAAAUGUUGCG